Molecule: messenger RNA, 864 nt
Organism: Akanthomyces muscarius
Lineage: Eukaryota; Fungi; Ascomycota; Sordariomycetes; Hypocreales; Cordycipitaceae
Exons: 3
Coding region: 1-864 (287 amino acids)
Source: RefSeq, a predicted model, not a curated record
AUGCCAGCCCAGUCGCAUCAGACCUCGCUGUUGGAAGCAGUAUUUGACAAUUUGGUCUUACCGCCGAAACUUCCAGACGCUCCCGAAGAUGGCUCUAUUCUGCUCAACUGGGAGCUCAGCUCUCGCCUAAUCAGAGCAUGCCGGCAGAUGGAGAGCCCAAGUUCAGAUAUCUCUUGGAGUACUUUGGAGGCUUCUUUAUUGUUGACUCGAGACCUGCACCAACCCGUCUCUAUAGAAACGCUGAUGACAGCAUUUUCUACAAUUGCACAAGAUGGCGGCGCCAACUGGCUUGCGCUUCAUGUCGCCCAGCAAAAUGCAGCCAUCAUUAUUUAUAAGAACAAAGAGACAGAUGAGGUAGUUUUUGAAGCAUUCGAGGUUUCGGCCUCUGCUCCUGCCGUGUUAGAGGCCAAUCACGCCCUGCGCUGGAUCUUCCCUUCUCGUGCGGUCGCCAUAAGAAUGGACGAGUUCGCUAGCGCGUCAUUUCAGGAGACCAUUUCCGAGUUUACAGAGCAGGCCACCGAGAUUGCAUUUGAUCAAUUUGCCGCACGAGCGCGCAAGGGCGGCCAAAUGAUUGUUGAGACGCGCGAUGCGCCGAGCCCGGCGCUCAUUACAGAGAUGCUCAUGUCAUUUCUAGAGGCCACAGGGAGGGCAUUUCCAGUCCAUGCCGUGCGCAAGCGUGUCAGGGAUGACGUGGUACUGGGGUCAUCGGAGCACCCAUGGAGACGGUCUCCGUAUUGGCUAAUGCUUCGUGUCUUCGUCCAACGGAUCAUGAUGACUUGGUGUCAAAACGACCCAUGGGCAAGUCGCAUAUGCUACAAGCUCAUCAUCUGUGUCGUCGGCUCGCAAAAUUGCAAAAGGAAAUAG